AAAAAACGCUGGGCUGGGCCAAAGCAAGCAGUGAUCACCGUUUCAUAUUGUAUUGCUGUAUAUCAGAGUCUGCGACAGCGGCACCAGACCGUCAAGCCAUCUCGGCCCGCCCGACGCGGUACCCAGCAGCCUAGAAGACACUCACUGCUGAGAGCAGCGUACGGGCGCAAGCAGCCGUAAGCGCUCACUAAAAAAAAAAGCAAGCCGCCCCUAAAAAAGAAGAUGGCAAAAUAUGAACACAGAGACGCGGACAACCGCUGGCACGCCUUCUCGGACGCGGACAACCAAGUCAUCGAGGACGCCUACCGCGCGAACAAGAAUAAAAUCCUCCUCACGAUGCCGCAGAACCCGCCCGGGCUGCGCGAAUUCGAAGUGCGGUUCGGCGACAACGCGCGGAGCGAGCGCAUGCCGCGGCCGCCGUCGACGAAGAUCAUCCAGGUGAACGUCGCGAGCGGCGCGACGCGAAUAGUUAGAAGAAUUGCGUCCCCAAGAGGAUCCAACUCGGCAGCAAUGACAAGAGCCAGUUCCUUCGCCGACGACCCGGCGUUGUAUGGGUGGCUUUUGCGAAGAGCGACGUCCGGGUGGCGGCGCGGCGCGUGGCAGCGGCGAUUUUUCGUCUUGGUGCCCAAGAGCAGCUGCCUCCUCUACUUCCACCGGGGCCUGCACACGAGAGAGGUCCAAUUAUGCCGCAACGCGGACCCGUCGGCGCCGGCCGCUAGAGGUACCAUACCUCUCGCGAACGCGAUGGUCUGUACUGAUGACGUCGACGGCUCCAAGCAGCACUCCUUUUCGAUAGCGGUGCCCGGCGGCUUCGAGUAUGAUCUCGCCGCCCAUUCCGCGGCGAAGAAGGAGGCGUGGUUGGAUCAAUUAGUACGAGUGGCGCGCGGCGACGACUUAAUACCAGCACCGCCGCCGACGCCGGCGAGACCUCAGGGCGGCGUCGUGCGCGCGACGACGGGCGCGACGCUGCCGCUGGGCGCGGCGGCGGGCGUCGCGCCACUGCCGGCCGUGCGGGCGCCGCCGCCACCGGCAAACCCGUUCGCCGCGCCGGCGAACCCCUUCGCGUCUUCAACAACAGCAUCACCGGAUCCCUUCGGCGACCACGUCCUCGCGCCGGCGCGCGCGCCCGUCCCUCCACAAAGACCGGCCGCGCAACUACCAUCAAACCCCUUCUCGGCGCCGCCGAACCCAUUUACAUCGUCGACGCCGGCGCCCGACCCCUUCCUCGCGGCCGCCGACGCGUUGGACCCCGCACAUGCGAGGGCGCCGCCGCCAACGAACGACCCCUUCGGCGACCACGUCCUCGCGCCCGCGCGCGUCCAGCGCGCCGACUCGAACGUGAGCUCGGAGCCGGCGGACCUCGUCGAGGCGUUCGCGGCAUGUGUUGUCGACGACGACGCGCACGAGGACCACUGCGAGUGCGCCGUAUGUUUUGAUGAACUAUACAAAAGGACGCAGGGCGUGUUGUUGGACGACGCGGGGCGGCGGUUAUGUCGGCACGUCGUGCACCUUGAUUGUUUGAAGGAUUUGCCUUCCUAUAGAGAUAAUAACGGUGCACCACUCUGCCCCCUUUGUAGGAGGGCGAGCGCGGGCGUGACAGCUUUACCGUCCAUCUUCGACGAUGCGAGGAGGUGGUUCGAUCUCGUCGAUCUAGAUAGGAGCGGUCAAGUGGCCGCCGAAGAUGUCCUAGCCACCCUCAAAGCCCAAUUACCGGUGGACGAGGAGGCGAUCGACGCGCGGUGGGAUUCACUGUGGGCGCACUUCGACCAUAACGGCUCGGGUACUCUUGCCUAUGACGACAUCGCCGCCCCAGAAAGAGGUCUCGUGGCCUUUUUAGAGAGAGCGGGGUUGAACAAGGCGACUCCGAAGACGCCGCGACCGCCGCCCCCGAAACUCGAGAGCGAGCCGGGCGCCUGGUUCGACUAUUGGGACGAAGACGGGGUUGGAUAUUUGGAGGAGGGCGAGGUGCUUAGGGCUUUGGUCCACUCUUUAGAAGUGAGAGGUGAUCGGGGGCAAGUGCGGGGCACGGCGGAAUUAGUUAGAGCUUGUUUAGCCGCGUGCGACAUUCAGAGUCGAGUUACAAGAGAAGACUUUGUGCGCGAGGACGGCCUGGCUACUGUGGUUGCGGAGAAUUUGGGCUUGAGGUCCUUCCGGACGGAGACGCCGCGGCCCGUCGAGCCGACAAACUACGACAUCUCCGUGCGCACGAACGGCGGCCGGACCUUCGCGGCGACGGACUUCCCCGCGGGCAUUCUGUCGGCCGACACGACCGUUGAAAGUUUGCGGUCGAUGAUCGCCCAGUUGUCGGACUCGCGGCCGGAGAGCAUCCGGUUGGUCAAUCGAGGGAAUGUAUUAAGGGACGACUCGUUAUCUUUACGGGACGCGGGCGUCCGGCCCGGCGACCAGUUGAUGUUGGUUGUGAUGGCCGGGGCGACGCGCCAUGCGACGCGGCCGCCGGCCUACUCCGCGCCCGCGCCGGCGCCGCGGCCGCCCGCCUAUUCGGCGCCGGCGCCGGCGCCCGUCGUGCAGGCCACGCGGCCAGCGCCGGCGCCGGCGCGCCGGAGGACGACGGUCCGCGUGCCGGCGUCUGCGGGUCCUGGCUCCGUAAUGACGGUGCGCACGCCGACGGGCGAGACCGUGCGCGUGACGGUCCCCCAAGGCGUCUACGCGGGUUCGACCUUCGAGUUUGAGUACGGCGGCAACGCGGCGCCUCCUCCGCGACCGCCACGGCCCCACACGCCACCGCGGCCGCCGCCCGCCGGCGGCGCGCAGCUCAUGCGCGUCCAGGUGCCGCCCAAUUCCGGCCCGGGUGCCUCGCUGACCGUGAACGUUCCCGGCCGCGGCGCGCACCGCGUCACCGUGCCGCCGAACGUCCGCGCUGGGCAAUAUUUCCAGUUCCGAGUCCACUAGCCGAUCAUAAUUUAAGAUGUUGUAGAUAGCCGGGGUACAUUAGGCCUCGGUCGCGGGAGAAGGGGAGGGAACAGUUGCACAGGGCCGCGUCU
Molecule: messenger RNA, 3002 nt
Organism: Pelagomonas calceolata
Lineage: Eukaryota; Pelagophyceae; Pelagomonadales; Pelagomonadaceae
Source: the annotation of a GenBank genome assembly